AUGAAGUCCCUCGUUUCUUUGUUAGGACUUUCGUUCCUUGCGGGCCAUGCCUCAGCCCAUUACAUCUUCCAGUCAUUAACCCACAAAAACAUCCAAUAUCCACCCUAUGGAUACAUUCGCAUGAACGAUAAUUACAAUAGUCCUGUCAUAGAUCUCGCUAGCAAUGAUCUACGAUGUAAUUCCGGAGGUGAGACGAGCAAUGGAGCGCAAACUCUUACAGUCAAAGCUGGAGAUUCUUUCUCUUUCACUGCGGACGUACAGGUUUAUCAUCAGGGUCCUUUGUCUAUAUAUAUGGCAAAAGCGCCAACAACUGCAGCAGCCUUCGAUGGAUCCGGCAAAGUUUGGUUUAAGAUUUUAGAUAUUGGUCCUACUUUUACAAAUCAGGUCGCAACAUGGAAUCUUUAUCAAACAUAUACUUAUACUAUUCCGCCAAAUCUUCCCAACGGCGAUUAUCUUCUUCGUAUUCAACAACUUGCUAUUCAUAAUCCCUACCCAGGAGGAAUCCCUCAAUUCUACAUAGAAUGCGCACAAAUAACCGUGACGAACGGAGGUACCGGGACUCCCGGUCCUCUAGUAUCUAUUCCCGGAGCCUUCUCCGACACGGACCCCGGCUACACAGCAAACAUCUACUCAAAUUUCUUCAACUACACUGUUCCCGGCCCUGCCAUCUGGGCUUCUCAAGGAGGCUCUUCAGCUUACGCUGGCAUAUCAAACGGCAAUAAUGCAGCGACGACUUUGGCUAGUAUGCCUGCUGGAACAGGAGCGGCUACUACCGCGUCUGUUACUGCGACUACUACUGGGACUCUAUCCUCCGCGACCAAAACUGCAACUCUUGCUACCUCGACAAAGACUUCGACGAGCGCGGCGGCUACGGCGACGGGAUCGGUAGUGCAGAAGUUUGGACAGUGUGGAGGCCAAGGAUGGACUGGAGCAACGGUUUGUGCGGCGGGUAGUACAUGUACUGCUAGUAAUGUUUACUAUAGUCAGUGUUUGUGA
Molecule: messenger RNA, 996 nt
Organism: Botrytis byssoidea
Lineage: Eukaryota; Fungi; Ascomycota; Leotiomycetes; Helotiales; Sclerotiniaceae
Exons: 7
Coding region: 1-996 (331 amino acids)
Biological process (GO): carbohydrate metabolic process
Cellular component (GO): extracellular region
Molecular function (GO): cellulose binding
Source: RefSeq, a predicted model, not a curated record